Molecule: messenger RNA, 1251 nt
Organism: Danaus chrysippus (African queen)
Lineage: Eukaryota; Metazoa; Arthropoda; Insecta; Lepidoptera; Nymphalidae
Source: the annotation of a GenBank genome assembly
AUGAGUAGAUUCGACCUGGUAAUAUUCGGGGCGACCGGAUUCACGGGGAAACAUGUAGUGAGAGAGCUCAUCAGAAUCGCUCCUAAAUAUCCAGGAUUGACCUGGGCUGUGGCUGGGAGGAGCAGGGGGAAAAUGGAAACGCUUUUACAACAUUUCACCAAAAGAACCGGUGUCGAACUAUCUAAUAUUAAAAUAAUAAUAGCCGACGUGAGUGACGCCGAAUCUUUGAAGAGCAUGUGCAGUCAGGCUAAAGUACUAGUUAAUUGUUGUGGUCCCUUUAUAAAGUACGGCGAGCCUGUGGUGUCUGCGGCGAUCGAGAGUAAGACACAUCACGUGGAUGUGAGCGCUGAGAUAAAGUUCACAGAGUUGCUACAUCAGAAAUUCGACUCCUCAGCUCGGGAGGCCGGCGUGUGUGUGGUGUACGCGUGUGGUCUGUGUAGUCUACCCGCGGAUGUGGGAGUCUUGUACCUGCAACGAGAAUUUGAAGGUGUAUUAAACUCAGUAGAAUCAUACCUCAUAACUUACUUCCCUCCGAAGAUGUUGUAUGAGACCUGGAAAAAUGGAAUCGUUCGAUACAGCACCUGGGAAUCCUUAAUUAACGGUAUGGCCAGCAUAUCGAUAAAACAAUUGCAACAAAACUCACUCCCGCCGCUGGAGCAUGAACUGAAAAGCAGAUGUUUAAUACAUAGGAAUCUCAACAAAUGGUGCAUUCCGUUUCCCGGUGCAGACGCGGCCGUCAUCUCUCGCACACAGCGCCAUCUCUUAUCGACGACUGACAACCGACCCGUGCAAUACAAACCGUAUAUAACUUUCCCCUCUAUUUUCACAGCUAUAGGGGCUAUUAUCGCUGGUGUUCUUUUGUUCGCACUCAGUAAAAUGUCGUGGACGAGAAAAUUACUUCUGAACUAUCCACGGCUGUGUACAUUCGGCGUGGUCACGUAUGGUGAUACUGAAGAGGGCGUAAUGGAUGACGCAUACUUUCAAUAUGAAAUGAUGGGUAACGGUUGGAGUACAGGUGCAGACCGAAGUGGAGCGCCUGACAAAAAUAUGGUAGCAAGGAUAAACGUUUCAGGGGUAGAUCCGGCGUAUGUUGGCUCUGCAAUUGUCCUUAUUUAUUCGGCAAUCACUUUGUUGAAGGAAAAAGACAGAAUCCCUGAAUGUGGCGUAAUGACUCCCGGAGUAGCUUUCAAAAACACUAACAUCAUAGAACAUCUUAAAGCAGACAGUGUCAAAUUUGAUAUUGUUAAAUAA